This is a messenger RNA of Candida dubliniensis CD36, 1926 nucleotides long. RefSeq lists its product as uncharacterized. Lineage: Eukaryota; Fungi; Ascomycota; Pichiomycetes; Serinales; Debaryomycetaceae. The coding region runs from base 1 to 1926 and encodes 641 amino acids. Gene Ontology annotation, biological process: maintenance of rDNA; regulation of exit from mitosis. The record is from RefSeq and is a predicted model, not a curated record. The transcript has a single exon.
AUGUCUAGGAAGCAUAUCAGACGACAAUCUUUAGUUUCACAAAUCCAAUCAUUCCCAUUUGAUUUAUAUUUAUAUAUACAUGAACUUCAUGCAUCUAUUGAUUGGGAUGAAUAUAAUUAUAUCAUUGCUUUACCAUUAGGUAUAAUUUUUAUCACAAUUUUUUCAAUCAUUCAAUCAAUUUUAAAUUAUUAUCAUUAUAUAAAUAAACGAUCACAAAAUAUCUUGUUUGAUUCUGAUUAUAUUCAUUAUGAAAAUUUGAAAAAUGAUAUAAUUUAUAAUUCUGGCAAACUACAACAAUUACAAAAAAGUGCUAAUUCUAUUGGUGAUACGGAAAUUGUUGAUACUCCAUUUACAACUACUAUUUUAUGGGGAUUAAAAUUAUUCAAUUGGUUUAUUAUAUUUAUUGGUUUAUUUAAUAGUAUUAAAUUAUUUACUAAAAGGAAAAGUUAUGGAUUAUUAUAUUGUAAAUUAAAACCAAAAUCGAAAAAUGUUUUUAAAUCUUCAAUAGAAAGAUUAUCAUAUAUUAUUGAAAUUUUAGCAUUUUUAUUGAAAUUUUUCCAAAAUGAGCAACCAGAAGAAGAAGAGGAAGAACCAGAAAAUAGUUUUAAUGAAUCAUCAAUUAUUAUGGAUUCAACUAAUGAAUUGAUUGAUGAUAAUGAAAUUUGGCAUUUAAAUGUUUGGAAUCCUUCUAAAUUUUCCUUGUAUUUAUUUAUUGGUCUUAAUCCAAUAAAUCUUUAUAUUGUCUAUUAUUUAAUUGGUGAUAACAAUGAUAAUACAUUUACUGGUGAUUCGAGUUAUAGUAUCACAUAUCCAUCAUAUUUUUAUUUAAAUGUGAUAAUUUUAAUAUGUUUAAUCAUGAUAAUUUGUUAUAAACUUGUGGAAAAUUUUCUGCAAUUAAUUAAUGAUAAACAAAUUUUAUAUCAAGAAAUGUUUCAAGAAUAUAAUAAAAAAUUCGUUAACCCCAAAGUUAAUCAAUUGAAAAAAGAUGCCAUGAUAGAUGCUACUAUGGGACCUCAUUAUCUGAUUAGUUUAAAUGAUGAAAAACCUUAUGCAUUUAGUAAACUGAAAGUAUUUAUAACUCAUGAUAUUAAAGGUAAACCAAUAACUGAAUAUGGUGAUAUUGAUUCACAAAUUUUACCUCAACAAUUGGAAUUAGAACCGGCAACUUCAUCUUGUUCUACAGCAAUUAAUCUGAGAUUAACUAGUAGAGCAAACAGUGUUUUACAUUAUAAUGAUAAUGAUGAUGGUUAUCAAGAUGAUUAUGAUGAUCCUAGAUAUUAUGAUAGAGCAUUUAAUACUAGUUCUAAUUGGAAUCAAAAUCGUCGUUAUCACCAACAACAAAACCCACGUUAUAGUAAUAAUAACAACAAUAGAAAUAAUGAAAACCUAAUAAUGAAUACACCAUCAACGUAUUUACCUCAACCAUCAAGAUAUUCAACUCAAACACCAUCAUUAAAUAGCAAUUUAUCAUUUAAUCGAUAUGAUAGAACUCCUAGUCCAACUCGGGGUAGCACCACUACUAUUGGUCGUCGAUACUCAAAUCCUAUUAAUAACAACUCAUUACACUCACCAUCAACAAUUAGAUCAACAGGAACUAUACGUUCAAGACCUACUAGUCCUAAUAAAUUAUCACCAACAAGACAACCACGAUUAGAAUUUGAUGGAAUUGGCAAUACAGCAACAGCAACUACAAUGAACAACAACAGUAAUAUAGCUGAUCAAGAUAGAUUUUCUCCAUUUAAAUCACCAUCUCCAAUACAUCGAGGAACUUAUCAUAAUCAAUCUUCUCCAAACACUAUUAAUCCACAACAAUUACAACAAUCACAGUAUAAUGCAUUUGGAUAUCCAAAUUCAUAUCGAUCACCAUCUCCUACAAGAAGAAGACCCUCAGAUUCUCCUGAAAGACCAAGACCUGGAUGGAGGUGA